AUGCACGACCCGGCUCUUGAUGGCUAUGUGCUGAGACACGCUAGGUCGUGGGGGCAGACAGAAAGCUCUCAGGUAUUACAGCAGACUGCGUGUCUGCCAGGCAGCUCUCGAGUUGUGCUUUCUUCGGUCGUUUUACAGGAAACUAGAACACCGAAUAUCCUCUUGACCAAGUUUGAAUUCCCUGGAGCCAAUUCAAAUCUACUAUCCUUUGCAUCCACCACACCUGAGCCAUCUCCGACCCCCUCGCCUGCGCCUUCCGAGAGCAAUGCUCCUUGGGUGCCGAGUGGUUCACCCUCAUCCGCGAGCUCGAGCUUCGUGGAGGAAACUAGACCUACUCCUUCGGGCCAAUCAGGCCUUUCAGUUAGAAGCCCUUCUGGAAUAUUUGAAUCCUUAAAGCCUGGUUCUACUGCACCGCCCGUGCCAUCUGAGACAUCUACCACAGGCACAGGUGCUGCAUCGAGUUCGGAAACUUCUUCCAUAUCCGAGUCCCAGGGAAGUAUAACAGCUGAAGUUUCACGCUCAACGAGCUCGCCAUUGCCAAUCUUCCCCAAGCCCCCCGAGGGCUUCUCAGCCAGCAGCAUCGCGUCCCUCGGUUCGGAGAAUACUAUAAUCACCACUAUGACCGACGGCCAACAAACGAACCUUCCUAUCUUCCUAGGACAAGCUCUAUAUGGCAUAGGUGCUAUAGGAACCUACUUCAACCUGCCUGGUAUAUCUGGCGGUGUCAAUAUUCCGUGCAUAAUUGGCUGCACCAGUAAUCAGUCGCCUUCACCUGCGGGUGGAGGAUCGCCAGGAGCCUCAGACACAAGCAAUGAUCCAGAUGAUGACGAUGACAAUGACGAUAACGAUGAUAACAAGAGCACUACCACCGGUAGUACUACCAGCACAGCAGAGUCCUGUACUUCUGCCACUACACAGACAGUCUUCCCUGAAUCUGCCUUCUGCUCUGCUAUACCGACCAGUAUCAAGGGCUCUAAGACAACAACGACUACAUGUUCCACCUCUACCAUGACAAGCACAACCGUGGGUUGCGAUGUCACGGCAACAGAGGAGACAAGGACUGCAACAGUCACCCCCGAGUUGAACGCCGACGCACCACUCACCAUGGAAGUGUAUACUGUCCUGCCUCCAUCUUCCACGACAGCUCUAUCAUCUGUUUUGCCAUCAGCUUCAUCAUCAGCUUCAUCACUAGCUUCCCCACCGCCGUUGACUUACGAACUGUUCACUGUCUCACCCCCGUCUUCAUCCCCAGUCUCAUCGCUAUCUUCGUCUCCAGCUUCAUCACGAACAUCACCACCUCCUUUGACCUACGAAGUGUUUACUGUCCUUCCUCCAUCUUCAACACCAGCUUCAUCGCCAGUUUCAUCGCCAGCUUCCCCACCGCCCUUGACUUACGAAGUGUUCACUGUAACUCCUCCCUUUUCAUCACCAGUCUCAUCGCCAUCUGCAUCACCAGCUUCAUCCCGGCCUUUAACUUACGAAGUAUUUACUGUCUUGCCUCCAUCUUCAACGCCAGUUUCGACACCAAAACUAUCAUCAUCAUCUCCCAACCCCUCAACUACCCAAAGCUCUGGUGCUGUUUCUCAAGCUUCUAGGACAUCUUCGCCGGUCAAACCAUUAAGAACCAGCGUUUCCCCGAAUAGGCCAGCAUCGUCGUCCAUAACACCAACGCCAACGCCAACGCCAACAGAAGAACCCUCUAUCACUUGCCAUCCCAAGUACGCUUCUUCUCCUCUAGUACUUACUUUGCAUGCGACAAGAACAACGAAAAAGCUAACAAUUACUCACAGGGGGAAGCCGUCGCUCGUUUGUGAGUGCACAGAGUCGGAAACCAAAUACUUCACCGCACCACCCUUUGACAGAACAAGCAACGUCUGCGGCUACACCACGAAUCCCACCAGCACCAUCGUCGAAACAAUUUCCGAAGCUCCUACGUUCACCGGCUACACUUGGACGGACUCAGUCGAGAGUAUUGUCAAGUCCUGUGACACCGCCACUGAAGUGAGAGAUCCUUAUCAACAUACAACAUGCGACGAUCCGGUUCCCAUAUCAACCCUCCACCCGCAGUUCGGCACUGCAACGCUCCAUGUCUGGGAGGCGUGGGAGACCAACGCCGCAUCACCGAAAGUUAUCAUCGCUGCUGUGAUGAACGAUACAGACCAGGUCAUGGUGGCUGACCAGAGGGAGGCGGUCGAGGUGAACCUCGGCACGAAUGUCACCAUUCCUGUUACAAACCUUGAGUCCUACCCGAUUAACAUUGAGCCUAUUGCGUCGGUCGAGUUCUUGGAUGAGGGAGAACGUCGGCGCAGUCUAGACAAGCGCAUUGUUGUACCUCCUCGACCCUACCCGGUUGACCACUCCGAUCUCGUAUUCUACGUUAAUGGGUUCAAGUUCAACUCCGUUGAUGAUUCAGAAGACGAAAAAGGACAGGAACCUCCGUAUUGUUCUGUUGGGGACUGGGACUUUGGCAGUGCUGCGGACCAGCUGGCGGACUUUUUGGGCAACGUGAUUCCGAUUGCGGAUCUUGUCUUGGGGGCUGGGAAGCUUCCUCUACCGAUACCAGCUCUAUCUUCACGGUGUCCCUAUUUUUCUCUGACCACGAGCUUCUUCGCUAUAUCUCCGUAG
Molecule: messenger RNA, 2625 nt
Organism: Aspergillus steynii IBT 23096
Lineage: Eukaryota; Fungi; Ascomycota; Eurotiomycetes; Eurotiales; Aspergillaceae
Exons: 3
Coding region: 1-2625 (874 amino acids)
Source: RefSeq, a predicted model, not a curated record